AUGUCUGUGGAAAAACUCCCUUUCCUUACAGCAGUUGGGCUGUUGUUUUUAAGCAUUGGGUAUGCAGAGCUAGGAGACGGGUCUGGCAAUGUCAUGCCUUCUCCAAUUGCUUGUAUGAACUGCACAUUCUGCCAAUAUCCCUGCCACUCUCUCCCUCCACCACCACCACCUUCUGGCCCUUUCUACGAAGUGCCACCGCAACCACCCGAAGGAAACCCAUCACCACCUUUUGGUCCUUUUUAUGGAGUGCCACCGCAGCCACCUUCUGGACCUAUAUAUGGAGUGCAGCCACCACCAUCACCACAACUGGGUCAAGGCAAUUACCCACCAACUCCAUGUGUUCCCUGCUACCAUUACCCUCCAACUCCUAAUGGUUAUGUGCCUUUCGGCUGUUCUGCAACUUCCCCUUUGCACUUUCCUUUUGUUUCUUCUAAGGACUCAAUACUCUUGCAAUGUUAUGUUCUUGACUGCAUAGAAUCAAGACCUAACAAAGUUGCAAUUUUUAGUUGUUUUGGUGGUAUGGGGUAA
Molecule: messenger RNA, 528 nt
Organism: Ilex paraguariensis (yerba mate)
Lineage: Eukaryota; Viridiplantae; Streptophyta; Magnoliopsida; Aquifoliales; Aquifoliaceae
Source: the annotation of a GenBank genome assembly